Sordaria macrospora k-hell is the source of this 609-nucleotide messenger RNA. RefSeq lists its product as uncharacterized. NCBI's taxonomy places the organism in Eukaryota, Fungi, Ascomycota, Sordariomycetes, Sordariales, Sordariaceae. The record is from RefSeq and is a predicted model, not a curated record.
AUGCUACCAGGAGAUGGGCCUCCGCUUCGCGCGCUCCCAGAGGCAGACCUGUGGCCAAUUACUCUGGUCUUUGAUUGCGAUGACUCCAACAACGUAGGCCCUUACAACCUCAUGGUCCGAUGGCUAGCUAUCGACCCUUGUGCUUCUAUGCCGAAGGCACAGCAAACGCAGCUUCAAACUGGGUAUCGGUUCUUGUUCAUAGCAGACUGUGACAUUCCCCCGGAGCUCCCGGCUCGAGUCCACAAGCCAACGACCGAAAUCGAUAACAAGAUCCAGCACCUUAUCAUUUCUGAUCUCAAAGCCCCUGCCGGCGAGGACAGAAAGGCCUACGGGUUCAGGUUGUUCGUCACAAUCGCAGACGCCGCGACCGUAAAGCUGUACUUCGACACCUGCGUGAGGUAUUGGUCUAGACCUAUCGACCACGUGCAACUCAUGGACGACAGUGAAGGCAGUCAUUCGUCGGUCACAGUGGACAGUGAUCAAUUCACGAAGGACGGUCAGAAUAUGCGUGAGUGCCCUGACGUGAUGUUCCGGCUUUGGCGCAGACCUCAACUAUUUGAAACAUCAUCAAUCUUCUACAAUCCACUCAGUUCUUUUUGCGGAACUUAG